AUGGCGGAACUCGGAAAACUCUCGCUUGCAAAAUUGAACAAUUCGAACUACAGCACUUGGAAGUUUCGAAUGGAGAUGCUUCUGAUUCGAGAAGAAGUAUGGUAUGUGAUCGCUGAUCCAAAACCAGAAUCACCACCGGAGAAAUGGGUCAAAGAUGACCGCAAGGCGCGUGCCACAAUGGGGCUCUGUAUAGAGGAUAACCAGGUCAAUCUGGUAAAAGACAUACCUUCGGCAAAAGAGUUUUGGGAAAAACUACGAGUGUUUCACGAAAAGACGAGUGCAACGUCGCGAGUGUCGGUUCUAGGGAAAAUCUGUGACAUGAAACUGAUCGAGGGUGGCGACAUGGAAAAACAUUUAAUGGAGCUCGAGAGUUUAUUCGAUAAACUCACAAUAGCGGGUCUGGUGCUUCAGCCAGAGCUACGUGUUGCAAUGAUUCACCGGAGCUUGCCGGAGUCAUAUGGUGGGCUGGUGACUGCAUUGGAGAGUCGUCCGGAUUCCGAGUUAACGGUGGAAGUCGUUAAGUCGAAGUUGCUCGACGAAAGCGAGCGAAGAAAAGAUCGGUCAGGACUGAUUUCAGUGGACAAAAUGGCGACCAAUGGCUACACAAUUGCGUUCAAAAUCGAUGGCAAUCAGGAAAAUCUUCGUUUAAAGGCAGGACACCUAUUGCCAAAGUGGUGUGAUAACGUUCAACGUGAGACAGUAGUUGAUAAGCUGGAGGCUCUAUUGAUUAACAGCAUACACAUACACAACCAACGACGCUACUACAUGGACCUUGAACGUAUGCAAAACUGGAUUUCGGGAAUGCAGCUCAACCAACACAUCAGUGACUUGAAACGUUCUUCGGAAGAGUGCUUUGAGUCAGGACGCGAGAAAUAUCCCUGCAUUGAAAUAGACCCGAAGCGCCUAAAAGAAUUGAAGUUGUAUGCAUUUCUACAGAACGCGCCCGGUUGUGGGGUUUAUGAGUUUGGUAGCACGUUUGAUUUUAACAUAAGCUCUCGCAUUUUAGAUCAAGCGCUAUUACUCUUACAACAUGAAACAAUAUUGGUUGAUAGUACAAAGUAUACAACGCAGGAAGCUAUGAUGAAUAUCCUUGAUGAUUUGCUGUUGUAUCUCAGAGAUGUAAAUCAUUCUGCUAUCAAAGUGAUCACGAUAUUAGCGAAUCACAGCCAAUCCAUGGCUGAUGGGGUUAAGAAGUUAUCAGAAAAGUAUUGCCAAAAGAUCAUUGUUGUAGUGAAGUUGGCAGCAAGUUCCCAAAAGGACGAUAAUGCUGAAAGGAUUCUAGUGCAGGAUCUUUCAGAAAAAGCUUCGAACCAGUUGUACAAACAAGCUGAACGAAUGUUGUUCGGAACAAUCACGCUCCUAAGCAGCAUUGUGGAAGCUACCGAUGAUUUGAGUAUUUUAGUAGAUGUAUUGGAGCUGUGUGCCCAAUCAGGGAAACUAGAGGAUAAAAACUUAAAUGAACAUAACUAUGAACAGAUCAAACAUUGGUACGUUCAGCGCCAUUUUGAGCCAUACGACUACGAGGGAAAUGAUGAGGAAAAUUAUGAUGAUCGAUUGAUUAAUGGUCCAAGUCUGUUACAUGUGGAAAGAGCCCUAGCUUUCAACGAUGAAGUACCCGUUGCACCUAGUUGUCAAGAUGGUAACGGUGGCAAGGUAUGUAUCUUCCUCAACAAUACAGGAUUCGGUAAAACAACCUACUUUACCUGGUUAGCUUGGCAUUUGUCAACCUCCGAUCCAUCUCUAUAUUUGUUAAAAAUUACGGCAAUGGAAUAUUCAACCGAUUUCGACCGAUUGAAACAGAGCGAUGUACACAACAGUGACGAUAUAACAAUCGUGAGGAUUUUAUAUCGCUACGUCCAUUUGGCGUUGUUUGUACAGCAUAUAAAUAGCCGUAAGAUCGCAGAGAUUGAUAGAGACAGAAGCAAUGCCGACGAAUGUGCAAAACUGUUAUCGUUUGACAGUGACAAGGGCAAACUAGUAAUAGAGCAAGCAAAUAAGCUGUCAACGAAAGAGUUAAUCGAGUUGCGGUUGUUCCAGCAAAAGUUUAACCAACAGAAGCUCGUGCUCAUUCUGGACGGGUUUGAUGAGAUCACGCCAUAUUACAAGGAUGUGGUCAUGAAGUAUUUCGAACGUGUCGCUCGUCUUAAAGGAGUACGAUCGUUAUACCUUUCCAGUCGGCCGUACGGGUUUGAAGCGGAAUUAAAAAACACCUUCACUUACUGUCAAAUGUAUCGGCUGAAACCAUUUUCCAAUGAUAAUAUAAUACUUUCGUUACACAAAUUUCUUUUGAAAAGCUUAGAUGGUUACAAACAUUUCAAGGAGGAGCAUCGAAACGAUAUACUAGCUAAGCUGUACAGUACCAUCCGAGAUGUUUUGCAUGAUGUGAUAACUGUUCCACUAUUGCUAUACAUUGUGCAGAUUAUCCUUUUGCCCGAGAUAAAGAAACAUGUCAGUGAAGGGACACAUACAAUAUCGAGUGACAUGUUACAAAACGCAAAUCUUGACAUACUGCAUCUAGUGGAACAAUUUGUGGAGAGAAAAAUAAAAAUUUUAGGCACAGAUAAGACAGGCACGUCAGAUUCUGCCUUUACGACGGCUGCCUCGAAGAAAAACGAGCAUCGAUUGAAAAAAGAGAUAAAGGAACAGCACAUGCUGUUAGCCAUGUACGUUAUAUUCGAUCAAAACGACAGAGAAAAACUGAUUUCCCGCAAGGAACAGAGGCGUGCUAUCGAGAUAAUGGAAGAAGUGCAGCAAGGCGAUGAAAAAACGGGGAUCGUCCUUGGUGUGCAAAAUGGUGUACCUCAAUUUCUGCAUCGAAUGUUUGCCGAGUACUUCACCGCCUGCUGGUUCUUCGAAAACUGGGAUCUUUUCAAGAGUGAGAGCAUUUUUCACUCUCAAACGUUCUGGUCGCGUUCUUUACGAGAAACUCGUGAAUUUUUCGACCGACUUAUACUUAGGGCCAGCAAAGGUUGUGACUUACACCUGGCACUGGUGAACAGAUCCCAUAGACAGAUUAAAGAAAUACUGCAUAAAGAUCCAAAUGCUGCCACUGUCAGGGAUAAUGUUGGCCGUUUGCCAUUGCAUUUGUUACAUUAUUAUUCUGCCGUGGGCGAAGACAUAAACCAAAUAUUAAAUUGUGUAUCGAAUCGAAACCUUGAGUUUGUUAAUCAAAAAGACAAGCUUUUCGAAUGGAAUGCCUUAGAUUAUAUAUUUGUUUCUAACGAGGGCUUGUUAAUAGAACAUCUCUCUACAAUUGGAGUUAAGCCUGAUAUGGAUAACUUAUUUCGGCAAGUAUGUUCCAAUACUGUUGACACAUUAGUUAUGCAGGGAACUGAAUAUACUUAUUUCUUAGUUAAUUGUAUACAUCGAAAUGACUUGGUAGAAGAACUGAGCGAACGUGUGGCUGGUUAUCUGAUCGAUGUCAAGAAAAUAGAUAUUUAUUCUCCACGUGCAGAACUAAAUUCCUUAUCGGUGUUGGAAAAGGUGGUAACCGAGAGUAACUUUGCUAUGUUUCGUCAGUUAAUUACAAAAUCAGAUGCACAGACAUUGAGCUUGGGCGACCGUGCCGAUCGAUUGUUACAGCUAUCGUUGAAGAAGAAAAGUAACGAAAUUACAUACUGUCUCGUUGAACGGCUGCCCUCGCUCACGUCUAAAAUUAACGACACAAAAAUAUUAUUCUUUUGCACGAAAAGCGCAAUUGAAAACAAUUGUAUGGAAUUGUUUCAAACAUUAUUCAAAAAGUUCUGCUUCCAGCAGAAGUUUGAUUGCGUUGAAGAAGACAAUUUUGUUGAUGAAUUUGUCGAUGAAGGCAGGGAUGACACGUUUGAGAUCCCUUUUGAAAAUGAAUGCUGCUUCGAGUUUUCUUACAACUCUCCAGAAGUCAAUAAAGAAGCAUUAUUAUCUACAGCAAUACACUACGGCAACAUACGAAUAGUUAGUUUCAUACUUCAGAAGACGAAUAUGACCGUCACGAUCGAAUUAUUUGGAAAGAUUAUGCAAAAUAUAUCCACGUUGAAAUAUCAACAACUUACUUACAAUCACAGCAAAUGUAUACCUGCAUUCCAAUAUCUAUUCAAGAAGAUCCCCGAUCUGUACGCUAUUGAUCGAAAAGGGCUGAAUUUGUUUCACAGCAUCAGCAAAAAUGGUUGCGUGUUCAUGCUGCACAGUUUGAUUACCAUUGGGUUUGAUCCAACAAGGAUAAACUUGAUAACACAGGCAGAAAUUCUUCAACAACGUUUAAACGGUUGUAAUGAAAAAUCUUCGGCCAAUAUAUUUGAGUACCUUCAGCAGCAUUCGUACGUGGAUUUUCACGCUACGUUAGGUCCAAUAGAUGAGAGCAUUUUUUAUAAGGUAAUCAGCAAAAGGAGAUUUUUAGCCGCCCAAACGCUAGUUGAAGGCAAAUUCCGCAAUUUAUCUCAUUCGGGAAAGGAAAAUGCGAUACUGGAAUUACUACACCAUUUGCUAUUAAAGUUCGACGUUGGACUAAUUUUGGAGUUCGCAAAAAAUCUGCUUAAGGAAAGUUCUGUUGAAGGUAGAAUUAAAAAUGACACGUGGCAUUCAGUUUAUUCAUCCAUCUAUAACCAAUUGCCGGUUGUCGUAUUUCAUUAA
Anopheles moucheti is the source of this 4608-nucleotide messenger RNA. RefSeq lists its product as uncharacterized. The coding region runs from base 1 to 4608 and encodes 1535 amino acids. Lineage: Eukaryota; Metazoa; Arthropoda; Insecta; Diptera; Culicidae. The transcript has 5 exons. The record is from RefSeq and is a predicted model, not a curated record.